AUGAGUUGGCUCGUCUGGAACGUGCGUGGGCUUGGGAACCUGCGCACAUCCCGAGAGCUCGAGGUAGUCACUCAAGCACAAGUCCCCUCUGCCUUGUUUUUGGCCGAAACGUGGGUAGGUGAAGCUAGGCUACGUCGUUUAUGCAAUGAGUUGAAGUUUGAUCACUGUUGGAUCAGUCCAAGCGCCGGUAAGACUGGUUGUUUGGCUUUGUUCUGGAAAAAAUCUCUUACGAUCGAAGUGAUGUCUUGUUCGCCGAACCACAUCGAUGCGUCUGUUGGGAAAAGAUCAGAGUCCCAAUGGCGUUUCUCCGGUGUUUAUGGGUUUGCCGACAAGGCCAGGAAGCACGAGACUUGGUCCCUUCUCCGUGAUCUCCACCGGCGAUCCCUUUUGCCGUGGAUGUGCGCCGGAGAUUUCAAUGAGAUUCUCUGGUCCCAUGAGAAGCUUGGUUUGGGUGCUAGACAAGAAGGAAUGAUGAAGGACUUCAGAGACGCUUUGGACGUUUGUGGGCUUAUGGACCUCGGUUUCGUGGGGGAUAAAUUCACCUGGCGAGGCAAACGCGUUGGCGGUUUGGUCCUUGAAAGGUUGGAUAGGGCGGUGGCGGACAAUGCUUGGUUCUCUCUUUUCCCCGGCACCAAGGUUCAACACCUCCGCACCCAUUCCUCCGACCACAAAGCCAUUCUGAUCAAGCUGGAAGGUAUUUCUCCCCAUCCUGAUCGCCCUUUUAAAUUUGAGCAGAUGUGGCUUAGUGAGGAAGGGUGUAGCAAAACCGUUACCUUGGCUUGGGGGCCUACUUCGUUGAAUGCCUCUAUGGUGCAUAUUGCCACAAAGAUCAGAGUGUGUGGUGAGAAGCUCCUGGAUUGGAGCCGGAAUUCUUUUGGCAGUGUUAGGAAGCAACUUGAAGCAAAAGGCAAGCAACUCUCCAAGGCUGAGUCUAAUGUUGCUAGGGGUUAUCUUGAUUACGAAGUGGUUAAAGUCCUAAGAGCUGACCUCAAUGAUCUUUUAGACAAAGAGAGUAAAAUGUGGCAGCAGAGGUCCAGAGCUCUUUUCCUUAAAUGUGGGGACUGGAACACAAGUUUCUUCCAUAGUAAGGCCUCUCAUAGAUGCAGAAGGAACAAAAUCUCUGGCCUUAAGAACUCUGUCAAUUCUUGGUGCUCGGAGAGCAGCGAGAUCAAAGAGAUAGCCUUUGAAUACUAUCGCACAUUAUUCACUUCUUCCCAACCUUCUGACUUCUCAGCUGUAUUGGAGGCGGUUCAAUCCUCUGUCUCUGAAGACAUGAAUACUCGCCUCCUUAGGCCCUUCACCAGAGCAGAAGUUGAUACAGCGAUAAAAGAGAUGAAGCCCAUCACAGCCCCAGGCCCCGACGGUAUGCCUCCCCUUUUUUAUCAGUCUUUUUGGUCGUUAAUUGGCGAUGAUAUCUGUGCUGCUGUGCUUGAUUGUCUAAACAACUGUAAAAUCCCUAAGGAAAUAAACUGUACAAACAUUACCUUGAUCCCUAAAGUUAAAUCCCCUGAAUUCAUUACUGAUUUCAGGCCAAUUAGCCUGUGUAAUGUAGUAUACAAAAUUGUUGCUAAGGUCCUAGCAAAUAGAUUGAAAGCUAUCCUCCCUCAUGUGAUAUCUGAAAACCAAAGUGCCUUCCAAGCUGGCAGGGUUAUUACAGACAACAUCCUCAUGGCUUUUGAAACCUUGCAUUACAUGAAACACCAUCAAAAGGGUAAGUCGGGGUUUAUGGCUUUGAAGUUAGACAUGAGCAAAGCCUACGAUCGAGUGGAAUGGAUUUUCCUAGGGAGUAUCAUGAAAAGAAUGGGUUUUGAUGUCAAGUGGGUUAAUCUAAUCAUGGAAUGCAUUUCGACUGUCACUUAUUCUGUUCUUAUUAAUGGUGAGCCUACCCAAGUGAUCCAUCCCUCUAGAGGUUUACGUCAAGGGGACCCUUUGUCGCCUUACUUAUUCCUUUUGUGCUCUGAGGGUCUCCAUUUUCUGCUCCAGAGGGCAGCGGAAGCCAGGCAGAUUCGAGGUGUAUCCAUCUGCAAAAAGGGCCCUCGAUUGACUCACCUUUUUUUCGCGGAUGAUAGCUUGAUUUUCUGUAAAGCCUCGCUUGUUGAAUGCCAAAAAAUCCAAGACCUUUUGGAAUGCUAUGAAAGAGCUUCCGGUCAAAAGCUGAACCGGAACAAGACCGGCCUCUUUUUCAGCAAAUCUACCCCUUCCAACAUUCUGGACCAGAUCAAAUCUUCGCUUGGUGUGCAGGAGAUUAAGCAAUUUGAGCGCUAUCUCGGCCUUCCCUCACUAGUUGGGAGGAAGAAGAAAGCUAGCUUGCUCUAUAUUAAGGAAAAAGUAGCAGCUAAACUCCAAGGUUGGAAAGAACAACUCCUUUCCCAAGCCGGUAGGGAAGUUCUCCUCAAAUCUGUGAUUCAGGCGAUCCCAACCUUUGCUAUGAGCUGCUUCAAACUCCCCCUCACUCUCCUCUCCGAUAUUGAGGCUUUAAUUAGAAAUUUCUGGUGGGGUCAAAGGGGGAAUCAAAGAAAGAUACACUGGUCUAAGUGGAAAACUCUGUGCCAGCCAAAAAGUUUAGGAGGGCUGGGUUUUAAGGAGCUCCAGAAAUUCAAUGUUGCCAUGCUGGCAAAGCAGGUCUGGCGACUAGCGGACAACCCAACCUCUUUGUUUCAUAGAUUCUUUAAGGAAAAGUUCUUCCCAAAUGGCUCCAUUUUUGAUGCUAAAGAGGGUAACGGCUCUUUUGCUUGGAAGAGCAUCUUAAAAGGCAGAGACAUUAUCAGCAAAGGGCUGCAAUGGAGGGUGGGGAAUGGUGCCUUAAUCCGGAUCUACCAUGAUAGAUGGCUCCCCGAUCCUUUCAACAAGAAAAUAGUGUCCCCUAGUGACUUCCUCGGCUUGGAUGCCCAGGUGGCUGUCCUAAUUGAUAAAGAGAGGAGGUGUUGGCUUCGGGAAGCUAUUGACAACAUUUUCAUGCCUCAUGAGGCAGCCAUUAUUAAAUCCAUCCCCCUCAGCAUUUGUGAUUGUGAAGAUAGGUUGUUCUGGCCUCACUCUCCGGAUGGCAAAUACACUAUUUGUUCGGCUUACAGACUCCUUAUGGAUGAAGAGUUGAGUGACUCCCCCUCUCCAUCUGAUUUAACCCCUACCAAGAAAAUUUGGAAGGGCAUUUGGAGUCUUCAUGUUCCGAACAGAGUUAAGACCUUGAUCUGGAGAGCGGGCUCAGAUUCUCUCCCCUCUAAGGCCAAUCUUGUAAAACGUAAAGUGCUUGUUGAUGACACUUGUCCCGGCUGUAAUAGGGAGAGCGAAACCUCCUUUCACGCCCUUUGGUCCUGCACUGAAUUAACUUCAGUUUGGGAGGGCACCUUUGGCUGGUUAAAGAGGCUCUCCAAAGAUUGCAACUCUUUUUUGGAUGUCUUUCAGCUUUGUCUUUCUCACAAGGACCUUGUUGACUUGUUUGCCAUGACUGUGUCUCAGAUUUGGACACGCAGGAAUCAACUUAGAGUUGGUGAAAGUUCAGCCCCUCUGAGUAAACUACUCUCCUUAGCCUCGGACAACCUGCUGGAAUUUCAAAGAGCUUCGGCUGAAAUCCCAGCAGCCAAAAAGGUUCUCUCCAGCGCCAAAUGGCUCCCCCCUCCUUUGGGCUGGUUCAAGGUGAACUUCGAUGGGGCUACUUUCAAGGAGAAAUGCCUAGCCGGUAUAGGCUGCAUCAUUCGAAACGACAAAGGUCUUGUAAUGGCUGCCUUUACACAAGUUAUUCCGCUGCCUACAUCUGUAGAGAUGGUGGAAGUGUUGGUAGCGCGCAGCGCCAUUGGUUUUGCGCAAGAACUUCGUUUUGAUCAGAUUAUUUUGGAGGGCGAUUCAGAAACUUGCAUUAAUGCGCUAUCCAAAGUAGGUUGGGAGUCUUCAAGCUUCGGACACAUCAUCAAGGAUAUCAAUUUCUCCGCUUCAGCUUUUAGGAGUUUAUCCUUUAGUCACACCCGCAGGCUAGGGAACAUAGUUGCCCAUAAACUAGCAAGAUUAGCUUGUAAUUUUCCUUUUUUUCAUGCUUGGAUGGAAGACAUCCCCCCUAAUAUUGCCUCUGUGUAUGCCUCUGAGUUGCAGUAA
Quercus robur (English oak) is the source of this 4086-nucleotide messenger RNA. RefSeq lists its product as uncharacterized. Bases 1 to 4086 code for a protein of 1361 amino acids. The transcript has a single exon. The record is from RefSeq and is a predicted model, not a curated record. NCBI's taxonomy places the organism in Eukaryota, Viridiplantae, Streptophyta, Magnoliopsida, Fagales, Fagaceae. Gene Ontology annotation, molecular function: nucleic acid binding; RNA-DNA hybrid ribonuclease activity.